Molecule: messenger RNA, 478 nt
Organism: Drosophila kikkawai
Lineage: Eukaryota; Metazoa; Arthropoda; Insecta; Diptera; Drosophilidae
Product: protein Turandot M-like
Biological process (GO): immune system process
Source: RefSeq, a predicted model, not a curated record
CCUUAAUAUGAAGUCAACAAUUUUGCUGAGCUGCCUGGUGGUCAUCAUCGGAAGCCUCGUGUGGACAGUCAGUGCCCAACAGGACUUUGAAUCUAAAAAGGAGCGAGUGAUUCAGUUCUACCAGAGUGCUACUUCGGAUUCUAUUGGAAAUAGCAAGGUCGUCUUUCUGGUGGAAUUUCUCGAAAAAUACGGCAAGCAGAUUCAGUUGACACCCGAACUCCAAUCCGAAGCUGAAUUUCUAGUGCAGAAAUACAAUGAGGAGAAAACCAAGCAACCUUUGGUGGAAGGUGCGCCGCCUCAAGGCGGUUGGAUUACCAAACUUUUAAAGGAUCUCGCUAUUAAGCUGGGCGUCGCACUUGUCGAGGAAAUUAAAAAAGGAGCUCGGUCUGAGGGCUAGACAGCGUACAGGUUUUUUUUAUAGCGUUAUGAUGUUAUAAGGACUAUGUGUUUCUAAUAAAUUGGAAAUAAUCGACAUAGA